AUGCCGAGCAGCAAGCAGACUAUCAAUGAAUAUGCACUGAGGGCUGAAGGAGAGAUGACUCAGAUGGCUGAAGCACCAGAGGGCGCCCACGAGGCUGUCCACUCGCAGGUCUCCAGGGCCCAAACCGGACCUCAGGCCUGGGUGCGGUCCUACCGCUCCAAACAGCCGCGCACCAAGGCGAGAUCAGGGAACAAGAAGAGCCCCACGUCUUCCCACGCCCCGCCCCCUCCCCAGGGCCCCAAGGAGCCGCGAGAUUCCCGGGCUGAGCGGAAGGCACUUCUCAGCCUUCCCGCGGAGGUCGCGGGGCGGGAAGUGAAAUACGAGGAAGAGAACAAAUGCCCAGCGCCUAGCUUAGGGCCCCUGCUGGGGUGGGAUGCCAAGUGCAAGUGGGGAGACCUAACCUUGAAAGGCCAGACUCAAGGGGUCUCAGGGCUCACAGGGCGAAGAGUGGAGGGAAGCAGGGGGCGCGGGACUGUGCGGAAGGCAAAGCUUGCAGAAGAGCCGGGGCUGGAGGAUGGGGGAGGCCGCGGACUUCCUGGUCCGCCCCGCCCGGCCGGCCCGCCCCCGCGCCCCGCCCCGGCCCCGCCGGCCCGUCCCCCACCCCCCCACUUCCUCCGGCCUCCCGCUCUCACUUCCUUCUUGAGCCCAGAGCCGCCGCCGCCGCCCCCAGCUCCCCCGCCGCGGGGAGGGCACCAGGUGAGGCCCGGGUCGGGCCCGGUGGGCAGGGGUCCUGGGAAGAGGCGUUCAGCUGGCCCGGACUGGGUACCCGGGAGCCGGGAAGUUUCCAGGAGGGAGGCCGAGGGCGGGAGGUUUUCGUUCGCUGCAAGUUGGGCGGGCGCGGCAGGCCGGGCGGGGACAGCGGCCACAGCGAGCCGAUCGCUGGUGGCUGGGUUGAGGGAUCCGAGGGACAGCGCGGGCUCCUGCUGUCCGCGAGGGACCCCUGAGAUCCGAACCGUGAGAGGCUCGGAAGUGGGAAAGCGCUGA
Messenger RNA from Arvicanthis niloticus (Nile rat), 984 nucleotides. The record is from RefSeq and is a predicted model, not a curated record. NCBI's taxonomy places the organism in Eukaryota, Metazoa, Chordata, Mammalia, Rodentia, Muridae.